Pieris macdunnoughi is the source of this 456-nucleotide messenger RNA. NCBI's taxonomy places the organism in Eukaryota, Metazoa, Arthropoda, Insecta, Lepidoptera, Pieridae. The record is from the annotation of a GenBank genome assembly.
AUGUUGGCAUACGUAAUACUUGGCCUUCUCGCGACUGUGAGCGCAGCGCCUCACAAGGAAAUAAACAUAGACGAUGAUGAUCAGACUCUUGAAAACUUCAUAACAAACAAAUUUAACAAACUAGAAGCAGAGAGCCGCGCAUAUUGGCAGGAAUAUGAAAGGGAAAUGAAAACUUUUGAGGAGAAAAUGAAGGCACUGUCUCGGCAUUUCCCGAAUCCGAUCUUGGAAGAAGGAUUUGAUGGUGAUAAAUAUGUUAUAAAAGUAUCUCUACAUGGAUUUGACGAGGAUGAUAUUUCAGUACAAACGAAGAAGACAGCUGUAGUGAUUGAAGCUCACCACUCAAAUGGUAACUCGAAAAACAACUUCUUCAACGUAAGAACUCUGCCAAGCGAGGUAAAGUCUGGUUCUUGGACGUAUGAAAAUGACAUUUUAACUGUGGAGUGUGACCUAGAAUAG